Rhodotorula toruloides NP11 is the source of this 1134-nucleotide messenger RNA. Its product is annotated as purine-nucleoside phosphorylase. The transcript is spliced from 10 exons. The record is from RefSeq and is a predicted model, not a curated record. Bases 1 to 1134 code for a protein of 377 amino acids. Gene Ontology annotation, molecular function: purine-nucleoside phosphorylase activity. Gene Ontology annotation, cellular component: cytoplasm. NCBI's taxonomy places the organism in Eukaryota, Fungi, Basidiomycota, Microbotryomycetes, Sporidiobolales, Sporidiobolaceae. Gene Ontology annotation, biological process: nucleoside metabolic process.
AUGCCCAGCGACCUCUCGCAAGACGCCCUCGUGCCCGACCUGUCCGCCCUGCCACGCCUCGCAGACCCUCUCCCGUCUCCCCUGCACUCGUCGCACCCAAUCGACCUCGCUCGUCUCCCUGGAUCGUACUACAGCGCACUCGUGGCGAUCCGCGAACGCCUGCCGAAGGAGCUGAGGACGCCCAAGGUCGCCAUCGUGUGCGGCAGCGGGUUGCAGGGACUCGCAGAGGUCUUGAAGGACAGGGUCCUCGUCUCGUACUCCGACAUUGACGGCUUCGGCGAGAGCACCGUCCGCGGUCACCAGUCCGCGCUCGCCUUUGGUUUCCUCGGCAAGAAUCGCACGCCGGUCGUGUGCCAGCUGGGCAGGCUCCACGCCUACGAAGGCCACAAGCUCGAAGACGUCGUCUACCCUAUCCGCAUUAUGCGCCUCCUCGGGGCCUCGAUUGCGAUCCUUACCAAUGCCGCUGGCGGUUUGAACUCGAGCUUGCUGAAAGUCGGGUCGAUCGUGGCGCUGGUCGACCAUAUCUCCCUCCCUUCGCUUACGAGCAUGAACCCCCUCAUCGGGUCCAACAAAGACCAGUUCGGCCCUCGCUUCCCGCCCAUGUCCGACGCCUACGACUACCCUCUCCGCCUCUCGCUCUUCCGCGCCGCGCACGAGUUGGGCUUGUUGGAGGAGGCGAAGGUUGAGGAGACGGGUGGGGUGGUCGAGGGUGUGUAUGCGUGGGUGGCGGGCCCGACCUACGAAACUCGAGCGGAGCAGCGCUUCCUCAAGGCGGCGGGCGCGGACGUCGUCGGCAUGUCGACUGUCCCCGAAGUCAUCGCGGCGCGUCAUGCGGGCAUGCGCGUCCUCACCCUUUCCCUCUGCACCAACAUGGUCGUCGCAACGCCCUACCGCCUCGCCGCGCCCGUCGCGAAAGCCGAGAACGAUCCCGCUUUCGGAGCGAACGAGGGAUUGCAGCGGGUCAGGACCGCGGUGGGAGAGGUGUUGGAGAAGGAGGAGGUGGCGAAUCAUCAGGAGGUCCUCGACGUCUCCGCCCGCCGAGCCGAUGAUAUGCGCACGCUGGUCGAGCGCACGAUCGAGCGGGUCUUUGGCGAAGACGCAGAGGAGCACGGGGGCGUCGUGUUGCGGAACUAG